Molecule: messenger RNA, 3264 nt
Organism: Manis javanica (Malayan pangolin)
Lineage: Eukaryota; Metazoa; Chordata; Mammalia; Pholidota; Manidae
Gene: TRA2B
Product: transformer 2 beta homolog
Molecular function (GO): RNA binding
Source: RefSeq, a predicted model, not a curated record
GGGAGGGGGAGGAGCCGGGUUAAGGAGCGCCGCGUCACGUCCGGAAGACUUAGAGCCCGUGCGGAGGCGGUGCGGAGCGCUCGGGUUCUCGCGGCUUGGGAACGAGUGAGUCCUGUGAGGCCGCGGCGGAGCUUCUCUAUAGAAGGCGCAGGAAGUUGGCAGCUUCGAUUGAAGCACAUCGGGAGACGACAGCUGUUAGGAGUCAUGAGCGACAGCGGCGAGCAGAACUACGGCGAGCGGGAAUCCCGUUCUGCUUCCAGAAGUGGAAGUGCUCAUGGAUCUGGGAAAUCUGCAAGGCAUACCCCUGCAAGGUCUCGCUCCAAGGAAGAUUCCAGGCGUUCCAGAUCAAAGUCCAGGUCCAGAUCUGAAUCUAGGUCUAGAUCCCGAAGAAGUUCCCGGAGGCAUUACACAAGAUCAAGAUCUCGCUCCCGCUCCCAUAGACGAUCCCGUAGCAGGUCUUACAGUCGAGAUUAUCGAAGACGGCAUAGCCACAGUCAUUCUCCCAUGUCUACUCGCAGGCGUCAUGUCGGGAAUCGGGCAAAUCCUGAUCCCAACUGUUGUCUUGGGGUGUUUGGAUUGAGUUUAUACACUACAGAAAGAGAUCUGAGAGAGGUAUUCUCUAAAUAUGGCCCUAUUGCUGAUGUGUCUAUUGUAUAUGACCAGCAGUCUAGACGUUCCAGAGGAUUUGCCUUUGUAUAUUUUGAAAACGUAGAUGAUGCCAAGGAAGCAAAAGAGCGUGCCAAUGGAAUGGAGCUUGAUGGACGAAGGAUUAGAGUUGAUUUCUCUAUUACAAAAAGACCACAUACCCCAACACCAGGGAUUUACAUGGGGAGACCUACCUAUGGCAGCUCACGCCGUCGAGAUUACUAUGACAGAGGAUAUGAUCGAGGCUAUGAUGAUCGGGACUAUUACAGCAGAUCAUACAGAGGAGGAGGUGGAGGAGGAGGAGGAUGGAGAGCUGCUCAAGACAGGGAUCAAAUUUACAGAAGGCGGUCACCUUCUCCUUACUAUAGUCGUGGAGGAUACAGAUCACGUUCCAGAUCUCGUUCAUACUCACCUCGUCGCUAUUAAAGCAUGAAGAUGAAGACUUUCUGAAACCUGCCCUAGAGUUGGGAUAUUGUUUGUGGACAAUAUUUUUUAUUGUCUCCUGUUUAAAAAGUGAACAGUGCCUAGUGAAGUUAGGUGACUUUUACACCUUUUAUGAUGACUACUUUUGGUGGAGUUGAAAUGCUGUUUUCAUUCUGCAUUUGUGUAGUUCGGUGCUUUGUUCAAAGUUAAGUGUUUUCAGAAAAGUAUGUUUUGCAUGUAUUUUUUUACAGUCUAAAUUUUGACUGCUGAGAAGUUUCUAUUGUACAAAACUUCAUUUAAAAGGUUUUUCUACUGAAUUCAGGGUAUUCUGAAGAUCGAAGCCUGUGUGUAAAAAAAAAUAUUACCAAAUGGUAAAAAGCAACAAUAAAGUUCGGUUUUUACUUUUCUUUCUAACAUAUCAGUGCUUAGCAGAACUGUUAAGAUUAGGUUGUCAGUAGUAAAUUUCAAGACAAAGGUCCGUUUUCUCCAUCCAUGAAACAUACAUACUUAAUAUACCUGCAAAUAAAUGUUAAAAAUUAUGCUCUGUAACUCUGUACUGCUAGUAAUUAGAACUAAAAAUCUUUCAAUACAGCAAAUGCUUAAUGCUUAUAUAAAUGUGGAUUUGUCAGCCUUUAUGUAAUCUGUAUCUCAUAUAGCAGGGAAUAAGAAAAAAGAGUUACACAAUGUAUGCCUUAAAAGGCUGAUUUCUUAAAGCUGUUAAAAGGGGAUGGUAGUAUUUCAAGUACUUAUCAGCAAGUGACAAUACAUUCCACCACAAAUGUACUCUUGUUUUUCUAGCUUUUAGACUAUAUGAAAAACUGGGUGCUUCAGAGUUGGGGAAAAGAAGGGAACACUACACCUGUGCAAACUGAAGACUGCCUGUUCAUUUUUUAAAUAUUAUUUUCAAGUCCUUUGCUUACCAAAGGAGGCCCAAUUUCACUCAAAAUGUUUUGAGAACUGUGUUUAAAUAAAUGCAAAUGAAAAGAGUAAAAGGCUGGUACAACUCAGUUUACAAAGAUUUUGUUUUAACAUUAUUGACUUAAAAUUGGAGUCUUUAGUCUUGUGUAGUAUCAGUAUCCCUUGGGCUGAGACAUAAUUCUUUUUGCCUUUUUUUUUUUUAAAUUUAGGUAAUUAUAUAUUCCUGGAAAGCACAUGAAGAAUAAGUAUUGGAGUGAUCAUCUCCACUUGGAUUUUAUAACUCUGGCCUCCAUACUUUGGCCCUGAGUGUACCUGAAACACAUGUUCUCAGUAUUGUUUCUUCUGAGUUUAGGUGGUUUUCAUGGCCAAUUCUAGGAAAAUUGCUAUAGGAAGGAAACAAUUUUGUUAGCCUGCUAACCUUUAUAGUAUGUAGAUCUCUUGUUUAAUAUAUCCUAGGUACUUGUAAAACACUUCAUGUACAUUAAUUUAUUUAGUCUGUAGCACUUGUGUGAUAGAACUUUUAAUAGCUAUUAAAACGGCGGUGCCAGGAUCUGAACCUGGGCAUUCUCAAUCCAGUGUAUAUUCUUAAUCAUGAUAACACUCUGCCUCUUAUUUGUGUAAACAUGAUUGAAAACACUGGUGAUAGAGUAUAGGCAAUAUUUGCAGGCUUUAAUAUGUUGAACUUACUGGGCAGAGUGUUUGAAAUGUAUGCCUCUCAUACUUUAAAUAUAUCUGUUAACAUCUACAUAGAUUUCUACCCCUGUAUAUUUGUUUCCAGUUAAGCAUCUGGAACUAUCUCACCUGAUCUGAGUAUUUCAAGUCUAUUCCUAACAAUUUCAGAAUAAGAAUUGGCCUUUCAGAUAGUUGAGUUUUUCAUCAUGUGGUCCAGAAGUGGUUGGAUUGUAAGGGAUAGAGGGCUGAGAAGCCUAGUUUUGAGCGAUAAAGGACAUGUGAAGGAAUGUGGUACUGCUUGUAGGUUCUUGAUGGAGGAGAUGAAAUGGUGAGGCAGCACGAAGACUGAGUGAAGAUGAGAACAGUGGGCAUCUGGUGCGGGUCUGACAGCUGCCUUAGCUUGAGGACCCACCUCUUGCAUUAGAGUGGGGCAAAAAAUAAAAAUUUCUCAGCCCUCUACUGGACCAGAGUCUAGAGCACUUUUGGAAAGGAACCAUGCCUAAUGGAUGUAUCCCAGGGGUGUUGGCUUGCAAUUAAACUAAUUCAUGUAAGCCACCAAUUAUUCUACCAAUAAAAAGGUUUUUUGUUUUUUUUUUUUUAAAUCUA